AUGCUUUUGUGCAUUAUUCCUCAGCUUAAGGCUGGUUUUUAUAGUGAGGAUGGAAUUAAUUCUCUCCUUGAGUUCAGCUUAAGGUCUAAUAAACUCCAUGGUUCUAUUGGGUGCCCAAAUAACACUGGUGAUUGGGAGAUGCUUCAUAUUGUAGAUAUAGCCUCCAAUAAUUUGAGCGGCACAAUAUCAGGUACAUUGUUAAAAAGUUGGAAGGCAAUGAUGCGUGAUGGAGGUGUGCUUGGGCCAGAACUUGGUCAUUUGUAUUUUGAAAUUGUCGAUAACUUCCAUCCUAUGAGUUUCCAGGCUAUAUUACCACAUUUGAACAAAUAUCUUGCACUGAAAUUGCUUAAACUUGUUGCGAACAUUUCUCUCUCUAUCGUUGAUCAAGGUUUUGCUGAUAUUAACUCAUUGGAUCUUGAUCAUUAUCAAGACUCAAUUAUUGUUGUCAACAAAGGUAGACAAAUGAAGUUUGUCAAAAUUGAAAUGGCAUUCACUUAUGUGGAUAUAUCAAACAACUAUUUGGAGGGGCCAAUACCUGAUGAGCUAAUGGAAUUGGAAGUAUUGAAUGCUCUGAACUUAUCACAUAAUGCUUUUAUGGGUCAUAUAUCGUCAUCUGUGGGAAAUUUGAAGAAUCUUGAGUCUAUAGACUUUUCAAACAAUUUCUUCAAUGGAGAGAUUCCUCAAGAGCUUUCUAGUUUAUCUUAUAUGGGAUAUCUAAAUCUCUCGUUCAAUCACCUAGUGGGGCGAAUUCCAUUAGGUACUCAAGUCCAAACCUUUGAUGCAGAUUCUUUUGAAGGGAAUGAAGGAUUAUGUGGACCUCCACUGACCAGCAAUUGCAGCGAUGAUGGAAUCCAGGGGCUGCCACCACAAGCAUCCGAAUCAUCUCAUUCUCAUACCGAGAGUUCAAUUGAUUGGAAUUUCUUAAGUGUGGAGUUGGGAUUUAUUUUCGGCUUUGGAGUUUUCAUUCUUCCUAUUAUUUUAUGGGGAAAAUGGAGGUUGUGGUAUUCCAAACAUGUAGAUGAAAUUCUUUACAAGUUCAUAUCCCGACUUGAUUUUGUGUAUGAACAGCAUGAAGGGAAGAGGUACAGAACUUUAAGGUGGAGAUACUGA
Molecule: messenger RNA, 1110 nt
Organism: Medicago truncatula (barrel medic)
Lineage: Eukaryota; Viridiplantae; Streptophyta; Magnoliopsida; Fabales; Fabaceae
Product: receptor-like protein 33
Exons: 1
Coding region: 1-1110 (369 amino acids)
Molecular function (GO): protein binding
Source: RefSeq, a predicted model, not a curated record